GGAAAGGAGGUCAUCGCGCCUGCGUACUAGGAGGUGUGACCCGGGUGGGAAAGCCCUCCGCGUCCGCCAUUUUGGCUGCCUCUGUCGGUCUGUUCAGUUACCACGUGAACCGCCGACGGAGACCCGUAAGGGGGGGGGGAAAGCGGUGGUAGCGUUAAGUGAGAAAGGAAAAAAGACUACGAGGGGAAGGGGUGUCGAGGUUGGGCGACGCGGUGACCCGAGGCCUGGUGGCGGCGGUGGAUCGGGGCAGUCAAGGCUGAAGCAGCCAGGGAACGACGGCGGCGGCGGUCGGACAAGCAGACUGACCGAGCCGGGCGGUGGCGGGAGCAGCGGGAGGAGCCGGAACGAUGCCGGCCGUGAGCCUCCCGCCCAAGGAGAACGCGCUCUUCAAGCGGAUCUUGAGAUGUUAUGAACAUAAGCAGUACCGGAAUGGGUUGAAAUUCUGUAAACAAAUCCUCUCAAAUCCCAAAUUUGCUGAGCAUGGAGAAACCCUGGCUAUGAAAGGAUUAACAUUGAACUGUUUGGGGAAAAAGGAAGAAGCUUAUGAAUUGGUUCGUAGAGGUUUGAGAAAUGACUUGAAGAGUCAUGUGUGUUGGCAUGUUUAUGGCCUUCUCCAGAGGUCAGACAAGAAAUACGAUGAAGCCAUUAAGUGUUACAGAAAUGCGCUAAAAUGGGAUAAAGACAAUCUUCAAAUCUUAAGGGACCUUUCUUUACUACAGAUUCAAAUGCGAGAUCUUGAGGGUUACAGGGAAACGAGAUAUCAAUUACUUCAGCUUCGACCUGCACAAAGAGCAUCAUGGAUUGGUUAUGCUAUUGCUUACCAUUUAUUAGAAGAUUAUGAAAUGGCAGCAAAGAUUUUAGAAGAAUUUAGGAAAACACAACAGACAUCCCCUGAUAAAGUGGAUUAUGAAUAUAGUGAACUCCUUUUAUAUCAGAAUCAAGUUCUUCGGGAAGCAGGUCUCUAUAGAGAAGCUCUGGAACACCUUUGUACCUAUGAAAAGCAGAUUUGUGAUAAACUUGCUGUAGAAGAAACCAAAGGGGAACUUCUGUUGCAGUUAUGUCGUUUGGAAGAUGCAGCUGAUGUUUACAGAGGAUUACAAGAGAGAAAUCCUGAAAACUGGGCCUAUUACAAAGGCUUAGAAAAGGCGCUCAAGCCAGCUAAUAUGUUAGAACGACUAAAAAUUUAUGAGGAAGCCUGGACUAAAUAUCCCAGGGGAUUGGUGCCAAGAAGACUGCCGUUGAACUUUUUAUCUGGUGAGAAGUUUAAAGAAUGUUUGGAUAAAUUCCUUAGGAUGAACUUCAGCAAGGGUUGUCCACCAGUCUUCAAUACUUUGAGGUCUUUAUAUAAAGAUAAAGAAAAGGUGGCAAUCAUAGAAGAAUUAGUAGUAGGCUAUGAAACCUCUCUAAAAAGCUGCCGGUUAUUUAACCCCAAUGAUGAUGGAAAAGAGGAACCACCAACCACAUUACUUUGGGUCCAGUACUACUUGGCACAACAUUAUGACAAAAUUGGUCAGCCAUCUAUUGCUCUGGAAUACAUAAAUACUGCUAUUGAAAGUACACCCACGUUGAUAGAACUCUUUCUUGUAAAAGCUAAAAUCUAUAAGCAUGCUGGGAAUAUUAAAGAAGCUGCAAGGUGGAUGGAUGAGGCCCAGGCCUUGGACACAGCAGACAGAUUUAUCAAUUCCAAGUGUGCAAAGUACAUGCUAAAAGCCAAUCUCAUAAAAGAGGCUGAAGAAAUGUGCUCAAAGUUUACAAGGGAAGGAACAUCAGCAGUGGAGAAUUUGAAUGAAAUGCAGUGCAUGUGGUUCCAGACAGAGUGUGCCCAAGCUUAUAAGGCCAUGAAUAAAUUUGGUGAAGCACUUAAGAAAUGUCAUGAGAUUGAAAGACAUUUUAUAGAAAUCACUGAUGACCAGUUUGACUUUCAUACAUACUGUAUGAGGAAGAUUACCCUUAGAUCAUAUGUGGACUUAUUAAAACUAGAAGAUGUACUUCGACAGCAUCCAUUUUACUUCAAGGCAGCAAGAAUUGCUAUAGAGAUCUAUUUGAAGCUUCAUGACAACCCCCUUACAGAUGAAAAUAAAGAACAUGAAGCUGAUACAGCAAACAUGUCUGACAAAGAGCUAAAGAAGCUACGUAAUAAACAAAGAAGAGCUCAAAAGAAAGCCCAGAUAGAGGAAGAGAAAAAAAAUGCAGAAAAAGAAAAGCAGCAGAGAAAUCAGAAAAAGAAGAAAGAUGAUGAUGAUGAGGAAAUUGGAGGUCCAAAAGAAGAACUUAUCCCUGAGAAACUGGCCAAGGUUGAAACUCCAUUGGAAGAAGCUAUUAAAUUUUUAACUCCGUUGAAGAACUUGGUGAAGAACAAGAUAGAAACUCAUCUUUUUGCCUUUGAGAUUUACUUUAGGAAAGAAAAGUUUCUUUUGAUGCUACAAUCAGUAAAGAGGGCAUUUGCUAUUGAUUCUAGUCAUCCCUGGCUUCAUGAAUGUAUGAUUCGACUCUUUAGUACUGCAGUGUGUGAAAGUAAAGAUUUACCUGAUACAGUUAGGACAGUAUUAAAACAAGAAAUGAAUCGUCUUUUUGGAGCAACGAAUCCAAAGAAUUUUAAUGAAACUUUUCUGAAAAGGAAUUCUGAUUCAUUGCCACAUAGAUUAUCAGCUGCCAAAAUGGUAUAUUAUUUAGAUUCUUCUAGUCAGAAGCGAGCUAUAGAGUUGGCAACAACACUUGAUGAAUCCCUCACUAACAGAAACCUCCAGACAUGUAUGGAGGUAUUAGAAGCCUUGUGUGAUGGUAGCCUGGGAGACUGUAAAGAAGCUGCUGAGGUUUAUAGAGCAAAUUGUCAUAAGCUUUUCCCUUAUGCUUUGGCUUUCAUGCCUCCUGGAUAUGAAGAGGAUAUGAAGAUCACAGUUAAUGGAGAUAGUUCUGCAGAAACUGAAGAACUGGCCAAUGAAAUUUGAACAUCAUUAAACAAGCAAAUGGAAUGACUUUGGACCAUAUCUAGUGUAUAAUAUUUUUGUCACGCACCUGCUGCAUUGCUCUAACUUACACAGAAUGAGAAGAGUAAAUGUUCUUGCCUUCAAAUAGUGUUUUACGUUUUUUAUCCUGCUGAAAAAGUAUAUAUAAAAUAUCUAACAUAUUACAGGAUAUAGGUUCAGUUUCUUAAAAAAUUAAAAGCUGCUAAAAUUGAGGGGUUAAAAAUACCUUAUCCUAUUCCUACCUACCCACCAAUGUUUUUAAACUAAUUUAUAUAAAAUCUGGAGGCUGUUACAGCUAACAAAGCAGGUGUGUGGCAGAAAUAUUACUUUAAAUUUGUCUUGUGAGAUUUUACUAUAUCUCAGACAGCUAAAUGCUGUUUUAGCACUGGAUUCUUUCACUGAGCACAAAGUUGUUGGGGCUUUAGCAUCUGACUGAUUUUGUUACGGGGUUGAUUCUGACCAUAGGAAGUAUGCAAUGUGAAUCACUAUUUACAGAGAAACCUACAACAGAUGCUUGAUGUUGUAGAUGCUGGGACAUAGAUACCAAGCAGAAUUACAAGAAACCUAGAGGGUGUUCAAUACGCUUGUUGUGUUUCCAAAAUUCACUGUACAUGAUCAGUUUGGUGUUCUUGUACCACAGUUUUUAACUGAAGGAACCAGUUGGAACAAUCUCAAUUUUAACUAAAACUUGAAGAACUAAAAUAACAAUGCGAACCUUUCGGCAUUGUUUUGGCCAAACUUGUUAAAACUGUAAUGCAAGAACCAAAUGCACUGUGAUGUGGCACCAACUAAUUAGCAUGAAUUUUUUUCACCCAAGAGUGAAAAAAGAAAAUCUACCAUGGCUUGAAGUUAAAGAGCAGAACUCCUGACUACCAUUCUAUGACUGAUCAAGAGACUAAUAGUUAAAAACCUCAGCAGGCCUUGUUCAUGAUAUGCAGAAAAAAAAAGUGCUGCAGUUUAGAUACCUCUGGAAUUUUUCCACAGUGUCACAGGUUUGUAAUACUUGAAGCCCUACAUUUCUAAGAAUAUAUUUCUUGCUCAGUUGUUUCAGGCAAGCCCAAGACUUUGUAAUUUUUAAAGGGCCCAAGAUUUUUUUUUUUUUUUUCAAUAACAGACCAGCUUCUUUUUCCUGCAGUUACAGAUGUAAUUUCCUUUUUGUUGUCAAACAUAAGGUACCAAAUAUGAUGCAAUAAAUUGUUUUGAAAAACAGUUGUGUGAAUAUUUCAACUAAUACGUGUUGGGCUUCUUUGAAAAUACACAGGUGGAAACAGAGGUGGAAGCCAGAGGCAAGGUAACGUGCUGUAAAGCCAGUGCAGAUGGGAGCUUUUCAGAACGGGCUUAGUGCUGGUGUCAGGGAAAUUCCAUAAUGCAAGCAUAGCACUGUUCCUGCAUUACGAUUUCACUGAAGGCUAGGAUGGCAGCAGGUACUAUGAAUAUAAUUCAUAAUUUGAAAGGAAAACUGAGAACUGCUACUCUGAUUGGGAAAAUGGGCCUUAAAAUGUUAAUCCUAUACACUGAGAACUAGCCAAAGGCUCAGUCUUCUCAUUGCCUCUGCAAGAUCUCAGCAAAUAAGGAGAUUAAGUAAAAUUAAUCGAUUGUAUAUAUAAUUGACCUUUUUGUGGUACUUGUAGUUUAUAGAAAGUAUAUUCUAGAGGGAAUUUUCAGGAGACUUGAUCCUUUUACUGACUGAACAGAUGUGCUAAACUCAACCUUUCAUAGUACAUGACCUGCACUCCGCAUCCCAGUCUAACAAUGUAGUGAUGUAAAGAAAAGUACAAAUUGAAUUCCAGUGCUUUGUUAUGUUUUAUUAACUGGCCCUGUCUCAGGAACAUCUUAACAGAUGGCAAAAAAAAAAAACAAAAACAAAACAAAACCACAAAACACUUUUUUCUCCUGUGAGUGGCAACUGAAGUUCUUAUUGUUAGUAAAGAACACUAGUGCUACCUCUGCCACGAAUGAGGUAUUUGGAGGAGGCACCAGCCAUAUGAUAGGGGGUGUAUGUGUGAAUUAUGUUUUAAGCUCUACUGUAUAUUGAAAUAAAAUUCAUAUAUUUGUCUUGACUGUUCAAAUGAUGUAGAUUGUCUUAGAAUGAAUAUUCCUAAGUACUAAGAACUCUUGAUGCAGAUGCCACCCAUGAGGAGCUAAAUUCCUAACGUGUAUAUUGUACUCCAACCCAAUUUUACUGGAACUAUUAAAUAAAUAUUUUAUUUUCUUUCAGGUUUACUUGAUAGUGGAUACAUUGUCUGGUAUCAGAGGACAUUGACAAGGGUUCAUUUUAUGUCCAGACAUCACCCCUCAAUAUUGUACUGUACUAUCUUGCUCAAGUAGUAUCAACUGGAUCAUCUCACAUUUGCCUCAUUCACUUUAUUCCAAAUGAUACUGUGGGGGAAAACAGGGUUAGAAAAAACAAGUGGGAAAAAAAUGCAGUGAUGUUGUAAUCUAAACAAGUGCCUUAUGUUUAUUGCUAAGAACUGGUGUUAUCAACCCUUUGAGAAGAAAGGGUCCCUUGACUUGUAUUAACAUAGGAAAGUAAAGUUUUUUUUUUUCUUUAUAUUUACUACUCUUGUCAUUUCUCAUUUAAAAACUAAAAUCUGACUAGGUUAGUUGCCUCAGCUUUAAUCAGACAAUUGAGUCAUAACAUUUUCAACAUUUUUCUGUAUUUAUUAUGCACAAGAAUAAAUCGUGAACUAUAAUAGCAUGGCUAAAAGUAGUCCCAAUAUUAGUAAAUAGCUUUUCUGUGGGUUUUAUCAAGCCCUCGUUUUUCAUAACGUUGUUUGCACUCUGGUCUAUUGUUGUAAGAGCUGUGAAGUGAAAGCUGUGAUUGUAAGAGGCCGGAAAAGUGUGGUCUAGCUUACGGUAGGUUGUGACAAGUUCAGGGAAGUCUCUUCUGCAUUAUUUCUAGGAAUAUUUCAGUUGUCAUGUAUAGCAUCUGUUUAAAAAAAAGUUACAAGUGAAGUGUUGGGUUUUCUUACAAGAUACAUACCAGCCUUAAAUUUUGAAAUUAACUCUUAAGAGAAUUUAAAGACUGACCUUUCAGAUGGGAGUAGUCUUCCUGUUCUAGUUUGUGCUCCACCUCUUUUAAGUUACAGGCAAGGUUUCUUGAUACCAUUCUGCUGUCAUCUAAACUUUGCUAAAUCCACUGCCAAACCUAAAUUAAAAACAGACCCAUGAAAUGGCUAUGCUGCCCCUCAGAGGGCUAAAAUCUACGUUUGUUCCAAUUUUGAUGGUUGGAAAUCUCAAAACUUGCAGCAAUAAAACA
Molecule: messenger RNA, 6225 nt
Organism: Sus scrofa (pig)
Lineage: Eukaryota; Metazoa; Chordata; Mammalia; Artiodactyla; Suidae
Gene: NAA15
Product: N-alpha-acetyltransferase 15, NatA auxiliary subunit
Biological process (GO): N-terminal peptidyl-methionine acetylation
Cellular component (GO): NatA complex; cytoplasm
Molecular function (GO): protein binding
Source: RefSeq, a predicted model, not a curated record